Messenger RNA from Trypanosoma theileri, 642 nucleotides. RefSeq lists its product as uncharacterized. The transcript has a single exon. The record is from RefSeq and is a predicted model, not a curated record. Lineage: Eukaryota; Euglenozoa; Kinetoplastea; Trypanosomatida; Trypanosomatidae. The coding region runs from base 1 to 642 and encodes 213 amino acids.
AUGCGGCGUGUGUGGAUGCCCGUGCAUCUGAUGCACCGACGUCAUGUAUUCCACGCCACGGCAAUCAUGCUGUCAACACCAUCCACCUCCACUACGACCACUAGUACAAACACUAUGAAGAGUAGUAGUAACAGUGCGGGGCCGGGGACCUGCAUUGCCCCCGGGCCGUACCGCUGCGUCGGCAACGUCUUCAUUGUCCACUGCGACGACCACCCCUUCAAACACUCGUGGGAAAUCAACCGCAUGCUGCGGGAGCUGCGGCUCGAGUUUAAGGGCCAGACGGCCAUCGUGCCGGACAUCCCGCAGGUGCGGCGGCAGCUCUGGCGCGUGCGGCACGUCGUGCGGGUGGACACACUCGACCUCGACGAGGCCCGCGCGCUCAUUGGCGUCCCGGAGCACGUCGGCUUUGCGGAUUUGGCCGCGCAGCUCCCCGCCGCUUUUGGCCGCGGCCGCGCGGUGGCAAAUCCCGUCAUGCGCAGCAAAAUGAACUUCAUGCAACUGCGGCGUAUGCGGCUGCGGGACGUGCUGCACCGCGACGCCCUCGAACUGCGGCUGCUGGAGGAAAGACGGAAGGCGUUGGCCACACAGCAGGGAACGGCAGAACAACAAAAAGGAGAGGAAGGUGGUGAAGGUGUAAAGUAA